Messenger RNA from Bicyclus anynana (squinting bush brown), 2143 nucleotides. RefSeq lists its product as uncharacterized. Lineage: Eukaryota; Metazoa; Arthropoda; Insecta; Lepidoptera; Nymphalidae. The coding region runs from base 154 to 1926 and encodes 590 amino acids. The transcript has a single exon. The record is from RefSeq and is a predicted model, not a curated record.
AGUUUAACAUGUAAAACGGCAAUCAGCGAUGUAGAUACUCAUUGUGCGAACACAGAUAUAGGCACUUUAGCGUUAAUUGUGAAACUUUUAGAAAGUAAACUUUUAGAUUUAUUGAUUUGACUAUAACCGAAAUAAAAGUUAUGUUUUAAAAUCAUGAACCACACAGCAAAUAUAUUACCCCCAAAUCCAGAAGCCUUGAGAACAAUAGGAUGGAUUGCAGCGAAGAUAGCUUACUACAAUUUUGAUUGGCGGUAUAUCACACUUGUGAUGUUUCACACAAUUCAAUAUGUGGUUGCGUUGGAUUCAUUUUUGAGUAAUUAUAAACAAUCUGUGAUAUUGAAACGUGGAAAAUUUAUUCCUCAACAUCGAAACGUCGUACCGCAAUAUGUACUAUUUGGAAAAGAUACUGAUUCGUUAAUUGAUACAAUUAACUGGUUGGACAAAUCCAAAUAUGAUAACUCUGGGAAAUACAUCAUUAUUUGUACAUCGCCUUAUAAUAGAGAUUGUCAAGAGUCACUGAUUUUUGUAACUCUAUCUAAAGUAUUGAUUAUUAAUGCGAUAUAUUUAAGAGCAAAGAGUUUAAAUGAAUUAAUGGCAUUUUCGUAUAAGAUCGUACUACCAGAUAAAUGUAUAAAUAGUGAACCGUUUGCAUUAAAUAUUACCGAAUGUUCGUCUGAUGAUUGUUUCAAAAAUUUGUAUCCAGAGAAAUUGAAAAAUUUCUUUAAGUGUCCAUUGAUCAUAUCUACUUUCGAGCAGCCACCGUUUAUGUAUUUAAAUAAUAUCACUAUGGAACCUUCUGGUGGAGACGGUGAUAUUGUGAAACUGGUAGCCAAUGUGUUAAAUGCAACGUUAGAAAUAAAGACACCUAUUGAAGGUAAUGAUGCUGGUUUGUUUAGAUAUAAUAAUUGGACUGGUUCUUUGGGUGAUGUUUACAAUGACCGAGUCCACGUAUCAGUGUGUUCCUUACCCGUUACAGCGAAUAAGUACGGUAAUUUCCAAAUAUCUUUCAUAUAUAACUAUAUGGAUAUAGUUUGGACUGCACAGUUACCACCAUUCAAACCGUCAUGGCAGAAACUUUUGAGCCCAUAUCAGACGGACCUGAGAAUAGCAUUGUUCUUCAUGUUUGUUGGAAUUGUAUGUGUGAACGCAUUCACAAAUUCUAGUAUGUGGAGAAAUAUUAGAAGAGUCGUUAAAAUGCGUCCUAUACGGUCAAGUUUAUUGUUUUAUUCGUGGGCAUUAUUUUUAGCCAUGCCUAUAAUGAAGAUGCCAAGAAGACGUCCUCUUUUACUAGUCGUGUACACCUGGAUAUGGUUUUGCUUUGUAGUGAAAAAUGCGUAUCAAUCAGUGCUCAUAAGAUCUCUGAAAAAUGACAUUUACGAGGACUUUUUCUCUGACUUUGAGAGCGUUGUAAAAAAUAAACUACCUUACGGAGGCCUUGCUACUUUGAGGGAAUAUUAUAUUGAUGAACCGCUUAUUUACAAAAAUUGGAUAGCAUUAGAUUAUGACGACGCUAAAGACACUCUGGAUAGAAUUUCCAAUGAAAGCACCGAUUUUGUUUUAGCGAUGAACAGGGAAAUCAUUAUUGAGCAUUUAAUCGUACAUAACACCAGACGUUUGCAACUUUUGCCUGAAAAAAUUGUCAAUAGUCCAACUGUGAUGUAUUUUAAGAAGCAUUCGGUUCUAACUCAACCAGUCAGUCACGUUUUGAGCAUUUGUGUAGAAGCUGGGCUAACUCAAAGAACUUACAGAAAUUAUAUAAGCCACAAGAAACAGCUGUUUUCUCAAAGAUUAGUCAAAGGGCAACGUAAGCCCCUCACUUUUGAUAAUUUUAGAGCUUGCAUGAUAUUGAUAGUUUUUGGGUGGUGUUUGUCGACCAUUUUUUUCGCAGCUGAAGCUUAUUGUGGACGUAUCGAAGCUGAGAGUUAAAAAAAGCUUUAGAAGGUAAUACAUACAACUUAUUUUAACAAUUUGAGUGCGUAUUUUAGCUAGGCUUUAUGUUUUUUUUUCUAUAAAGUUCUUUUUAGCUUGAAGUUCCACUCAAAUUGAAGUAAAUUUAUUUAAAUUAAGUACUUAUUACUAUAUUUUGAAUUUUUAUUUUAGUGUGCGAUUGUCAUGAGUGUAAUAAAUUUUUGUAACAAAGUAA